AUGUCCCAGUGGACAUCAGAUGCAUCUCAAUGGGCUUGCAAUGCAUCAGAAUCUGAUGUGCCACAACUAGCUGCAUUCCAUGAUCCUCCAGAGGAACAAUGCAAUGAUGAUGACAGUUCUUGGCUCACACCCCACUCCAGUUUCUCAGCAAUCUCAUGCCCAGAAAGCGAGCUCUCAGAUGACCAUGUCAAGGACUUCACACUGUGGGCUCAGAAAGUGGCAAGUAAAUUUGAACUGAAAGCAGCACAGUUCUUGGAGCUUAGCACAUUCAUUGAUGUUGGGAGGAAACUGAAUGCCACAGAUCUUUGGUUGCAGAUCUGGCAGCAGGCCACUAACUACAAAAUUUUAAAUGGGAUCAAAGAAAUCAAGGUGGAAUCAAGCACAAAGACUGCCAUGCAGAAGGUGACCUCUGGGCUCAAAGGCAGUUUUCAGCUUAGCAUGGACCAGAUGAUGCAAGUAGCUAUCACCUGCAAGGAUAUGCUUGUCCAAGCUGGGUGCACCAAAUACAAGAUGCUGCACAUCAAUGUCAAGGAUCAGCUCAAGUCACAUGCAGACACCCUGGGAUUCCAGAACAUGUUUGGGAACCUGGUGCAUGAACAGCACUUCUAUGGAAGAUGGCAUCAAUACAUUGUGGGUCCUGGAGUGGAGAGCAGGGCUGAGAGUGGUGAAGAAACAGGCUCACUGAGUGAGCCUCCUGCCAAACAUGCCAAGUCAAUGAGUCACAAGGCCCCCCCAGGAAGAGUGAAGACUGGCCAUGACUUUUGGAGUGCAAUGGACCACUUAUUCAUCAAGGAUAUUGAACAGUAUGGAAAGGGCAUGAAAAAUGAACAUUGGCACAAGUUUUUCAACUCCAUCAUCAUCAAUGAUCAAGAAAGUUAUGGGAAGAAUGCUGAGAUGAUAUUACCUGUGCUGCCCAGCAUCUACACAGAGUCAAGAGGAUCCCCUCUGCUGCCUCCACCUGCAGCCACUUCAUCUGCCACUCCCACAGUCACUUCAUCUGCCACUCCUGCACCCCACCAACAAACCCAUACCCUGCAGUCUCUGCCUGAUACAUCAAGCACCUCUGCUCAUGGCAGUGGUGUCCUGCCAGACCUGUCUCAAACAUAUGGUGAUGACAAUAUUUUGGGUGAAGACUUCUAG
This is a messenger RNA of Pisolithus orientalis, 1140 nucleotides long. RefSeq lists its product as uncharacterized. NCBI's taxonomy places the organism in Eukaryota, Fungi, Basidiomycota, Agaricomycetes, Boletales, Pisolithaceae. Bases 1 to 1140 code for a protein of 379 amino acids. The transcript has 6 exons. The record is from RefSeq and is a predicted model, not a curated record.